Molecule: messenger RNA, 2382 nt
Organism: Malassezia vespertilionis
Lineage: Eukaryota; Fungi; Basidiomycota; Malasseziomycetes; Malasseziales; Malasseziaceae
Exons: 3
Coding region: 1-2382 (793 amino acids)
Source: RefSeq, a predicted model, not a curated record
AUGUCGGCGCGUGGAUUGCCGCUGCCGCCGGUGGUAGUGCCGCCAUUUGAGUAUUAUGUAGUAGCGCCGUGCGUCGUACUUGCUCUCUUGUACAACUGCUUGCAGUUUGUCCCGAGCACAUGGCUUCCCGCUGCGUGGUUUGGCUUUGUUGGAUACCCUAGCGACAUUUUCUUGUGGCUCGGCGAGCGGACCGCCGUAUCCACGCGGAUCUUGCGCGAGGCAAUUGCGCCGCAAGGCACUCUUGGAUCAAUGCGUAUAGUAACAGACUGGUAUAAGCGGUUUGGCGAGGAAGGCAUCGACAACUUUCUCUUGCGCUUGUCCAACGUCGAAGGGCGCAAAAUGUACCUCGCCCUCGGCAGUAUACCGAUCCUGUCUUGCCUGUAUUGCAGCACAGUCGAAGAUUACAGAAACUAUGCUAUGCUCUCUUUACUUGGCGUGUAUAGCGCACAUGCUAUGCUGCUGGGACUGCUGACAAUUCCGCCACGCGGUGCAUUCCCUGCACUUGUCAAUUGGUACGUGACAGGGACGGCAACGGGUGCGCCGCGGCGCGCUGGCCUUGUAUCGCUGUACACGCGUAAAGGCUCGCGUAAAUUUGCUACUUGUGCACUACUUGCAGCGUUCGGAGCCGAAUGUUUUGUUCUAACGCGCUCGCAGCAAUUUGGCGGCCGGCACGGGCGGAUGGAGCACUGGCACGCCAAUAUGCACUUAGUGCGCCACCUCUUUUUACUGAUGCUCGUGCUGUGGGUCUACCUACGGCGUGGAAUCCAAACACCGGCGUUGUCCGUGAUCCAGUCUCUCCAAUCGCUAUCGGCUACAGAGGAGCAUGUAAAUGAAAUCCUUGCGGCAAGCCUGGACGCCCCGAAACCAUACACGGCGCGGUUGUCCAAUAUGCUGCGGCACUCGUGCGAGCACGCCGCGUACGAUACGUGCGAGGUCGUAUCUGAUGAAUUAGAGGCUUCCUUGCUCUUUGGAGACAACCCUGGGACAGAAUUAGACUGUCAAGGGGCGAAGAAAGCGCCUCAAUUCUACAUUGUGUACGUCUUGCUCCUUUUGGGGCUGGCAAGCGUAAUCACAGUGGUGCUGGGCACAAUCUACUUUCGGAUCCCAUCUACCUUGCCGCUCUUUCCAACAGCGCCUGGAAUGUACAAUGUACAAAACGAGACCAUUUUUUGGGCAUCCAACCUGCACAAUUCCGAAGCGAUUCUUCCGCAUUACACAAAUUCGCUGUUUCGCUUUAUCAAUAUGAUGGGCCCAUCCAACGUGUACGUGUCCAUUUACGAGAACAAUUCCAAAGACCGUACGCAGGAAAUGCUUCGCAGCUUGGAGUCAGCAUUAACGCUCCGCGGAGUGCGUCACACAAUUCGGACGGAUAUGCGCGCGGCAUCGUUCUAUGAUAUGUAUCGCAUCGAGCGUCUUUCCAUCUUGCGCAAUGAGGCGAUUCGGCCAUUGUACCACGAUGCAUCCGAUGGCCUGCACGGCACGCCAUUUUCUAAAGUCUUGUUUGUCAACGACAUCAUAUUCGACGCAGAGACGGCGCUUGCAUUGAUAAAUACUGCGGGUGGUUUGUAUGAUCAAGCGUGUGCUUUGGACUUUUACCCGGUUGGCUUCUACGAUACGUGGGUAUCGCGCGAUAUAACGCGCUCAAGGCCCCGCCCACUUUGGCCGUUUUUUAAGCGCCCUGAAGAUCAGUACGCAAUUGAGCACGGCGAGGCAUUCGAAGUGAAUAGCUGCUGGAACGGGAUGACUGCGCUUGAUUCGCGCUGGCUCCUCCAGCCUGUGAACGCGACGGUAUCUCCCGUGGAAAUGGCCUCUGAGAAGACCAGCACACAUACAGGCAGCCAAGUGGUACCUGGUAAGGAUCGAUUCGUCGGCAGACAUGCCAAAUUAUCCAUGGACAAGAGAACCGCGGCUAACAUACAGCUCGGCAUGCACCGGUCCAAGCACACCCCCAUUGUCGACCGGACUCCUUUGCAUUCUUCUGCGCAUCCUAUCAUUCACAAUAUCCCUGCAAAUACUAUGCGGAAGCAUGAGGAUAUUACCGUACAAUUACCCCUGAAAUUCCGAUUCAGCAAGACGUGCCAUUCGUCAGAGUGCUUGCUGAUCAGCUUGGAUAUGCACACAAUGGCGUACCCAGAUCCGCCGCGCAUACUGAUUAACCCGAGAUUGGUCACGGCCUACGACUACCCCACCUACAUUAUGUACCAUAACAUUUUGUUCUGGCGAAUCGUCCAGCCAUGGCACCACAUUUGGGAGCGCUGGAUUGUGAAUAAACUCUUCUACUUUUUCCCGGAAAUCGGGCGCACCAAUGAUACGUGCCAGGAUGCAUUCAAAGACUUGUGGUCGCCCCGCCUUGCUACCCACAACACAGCAUUUUUGCCAUAG